This is a messenger RNA of Cuscuta campestris, 1557 nucleotides long. The record is from the annotation of a GenBank genome assembly. Lineage: Eukaryota; Viridiplantae; Streptophyta; Magnoliopsida; Solanales; Convolvulaceae.
ACAUUAUCUCAAAGGAUUCCUUUUAAAACAACACAGCCACCAUAAAAAUCUCUAUUCGCAGCACUUAUGACAAAUUCCCUUCACAGUAUUUAUUGCAAAAAAAAGUAACUCUCAAGUAGAAGUUUUGAUAAAUUGAAAAAUCAAGAACAGAACAAAAGGAAACCAAAUUGAAAAGAAAGAUCAACUAAAGUCGUAAAAAAAACUACAAAAGAAGAUAACAAAAGGGGGUUUCGGAUGCAAGAUCCGAACCCCCUAGGGUUCAUACCCUUUGGAUUGAGCUCUGAUUUUUACUCUUGAUUGGUGGUGGUGAAGUUCUUCGCAGCCCUCCCUCAAUUUAUAGGUGCUCUUCGUCUCUUCCAUCUUCGAUUAGGACUUCCUUGUGCGCUGCAAUUCUUGCUGCGGAUUCUCCGGCUCCAGUUGCGUUGAAGAGCCGAACAACAGUAGGAGCGGGAGUCUCUUCUUUUUACGCAGCUUCUCUCCAAUUUCUCUUCUCUUGUGUGUAUUGGUGGUGGACCUUUGGGCUUUAUCAUAUUGGGCCCGGAUUGCUUUUACAUUUUCAGCCCGCACUUAAUGCUCCAAAAAUAUAUCUAAUAACCUUUGUCAAAGAGAAUUUGGGUCCACAACAAUAAUAUUCAAAAAUAAACUGAAAAGUGUGCAUUAUGAACAUAUUUUAAGAACUAUGUCUAGAAUGCAAAUAUGAUCAUUUAAGUGUAAAAAUGCACUUUUUAAUGCCCGAAAAUACUGAUUUGAUAGAGAAUAUUGAGUGAACAUUUUGGACUCAACAGCUGCCAAAACACUGCCAGGGCUGCCUCGCCCUUACCCAAUCACCAGAAUAGCAUCCCGCCAAGUACUAGGAGUGUCCGAAACCAAGACUGUUUCUGUCCGGACCAAAUUCGCUGCCCGAACCCGUCGGGAUUGUCAACAACGUUGUUUUGAAUAGUUGGAGUUGACCUCCAAUUGUCAACCCAUGGUUGCCGCUAAUUUCGCCAGGUGGUUUGGUUUUGUCGCUGGGGUCACCAGAAGAGAUGGGAGUCGCCGUUGCUACCCACGUCACCUGAAAAUUUUGCAGUCUCCGGAAUGGAGAUGUUCUGCCCUAGUCUGGCCGUGCCGCCCAAAGGUCACCCUGCCGGAGAGAGUGGAGCUGGUGCUUCUCGUCACCGAUUGCAGACCGCCGUCGUCGACGUAUUUGUUUUCAUCGCCAAUCCCGCAGCUUCAAUAGUUGUGACACAGGGGGUCGCCGAAACAUAUGGGGGUCGCCAACCUUGCCGCCGUCUGAACUUGUCGCCGGAAAUAUGCUCGCUGAUCGUCGCUGCUCGUGGUCGUCCUAUCGAGCACCGUCGGUGAUAGAAGGAGAAGGAAAUUGGUGUUGCAAAUGGGAGCAGAAGAUACUGCGCUGAGGCGCUGCGGCGCUGGUGCGAGAAUUUGUUUAUAUGUAUAUAUACUAGGGCCGAUACUAGGGUUUUGUACUACUACCACCGUACCGUGAAACAUUUCCCCUUUCUUUUUUUAUCCGUCCCACAAAACACUUCUCAUUUCUAUUAAAAAGUCACUUUUAUC